AUGGCUCAGACUCUGGAGGACAUCGGACGACGCUCCACAACAUAUCCUGGCGAUAGAGUAGAUGCACAGUCGCAGCAGACUCGGUCCGAGGGCGGGGCCGCGCCCACAACGGUUGAUGCUAACGGCAAGAAACACUGCACAGUUGGUGAGCGCGAGGCUGUUUCAAGCCUCAUCAUUUCGACAGUCGUCUCCCUCGACGGCUAUCUCGACUUGCGAAGAAGCAGGCGCAAAGCUGAGGCAGGUGUCUGA
Molecule: messenger RNA, 249 nt
Organism: Colletotrichum spaethianum
Lineage: Eukaryota; Fungi; Ascomycota; Sordariomycetes; Glomerellales; Glomerellaceae
Exons: 2
Coding region: 1-249 (82 amino acids)
Source: RefSeq, a predicted model, not a curated record